AGCGAGUUUGCCUCUUUAUCAGUCGUCUGCGAGUGCUGUUGAUUUUCUGUUCACUGAAUUGCCGUUGAUUUUCUUGCUUUUACUAGGCAAACGAAACAAAGCCUGCCAACAUGGUCUGGAUCAUCGAUCAUCAUCGACGAUCAGAUGGCCGGCAAGCCGAAUACUCAGGCUUUAUACGCCCAAAGCCAACUGGAUCACAUGUGCGCUCUGGACAUCAACAGUCAAGUGCCAUUCAUCCGUUUAUCCGGCAUCAUCUGCACGAUCGGUCCCGCGUCUCGAUCCGUGGAAAUCCUGGAGAAGAUGAUCGAGACGGGAAUGAAUAUCGUUCGAUUAAACUUCUCUCACGGAUCUCACGAAUAUCAUGCAAAGACCAUCGCCAAUGUUCGUCAAGCGCAAAAGAAUCUGACAGCCCGUGCCGGUAUCUACAUCCCCGUCGCCAUCGCCAUCGAUACAACGGGUUCCGAAAUCCGUACCGGUCUCCUUGAGGGUGACGACUCGGUCGAAGUGGAAUUAGUGAAGGGUCAGACUUUUAAAUUCUCCACUGACGAAGCGUAUAUGAAGAAAGGAAAUGCACAAAUGGUUUACAUUAGUUACAAGAAUAUUUCUAAGGUGUUGAAAGUAGGAACACGUAUAUUUGUGGACGAUGGCUUGAUCUCUCUAAUCGUCUCUGCUGUCAGUCCCAAUCUAAUCACAACCAUCGUUGAAUACGGUGGUAUGUUGGGUUCUCGCAAAGGUGUAAAUUUACCGGGAGUACCGGUGGAUCUUCCAACAGUGUCAGAAAAGGACAAAUCCGAUUUACAAUUCGGUCUCGAGCAAGAUGUCGACAUGAUAUUCGUCUCCUUCACUCGAAACGCCGCCACGAUAACCGAGGUCCGUAAUAUCCUCGGCGAGAAGGGCAAAAACAUCAAGAUAAUAUCGAAGAUCGAGAAUCAAGAGGGUAGAAUGAAUCUCGACGAGAUCAUCGACGUUUCUGACGGUAUAAUGGUGGAGCGUGGUGAUCUGGGGGUGGAAAUACCCUCGGAGAAGGUAUUUCUAGCGCAGAAGUCUAUGAUCAGUAGAUGCAACAAGGUCGGGAAGCCGGUGAUUUGCGCCACGCAGAUGCUGGAAUCCAUGAUAAAAAAGCCACGUGCCACGAGAGCCGAAACGUCAGAUAUUGCCAAUGCUAUCCUCGACGGUGCUGAUUGCGUUAUGUUAUCCGGUGAAACCGCGAAGGGAGACUAUCCCUUGGAGUGUGUUAGCACAAUGGCAAACAUUUGUAAAGAAGCGGAAGCCGCGAUUUGGCAAACUCAAAUCUUUCACGAUCUAUUGAGCAAUGUUAUGCCGCCUAUCGACGCCACUCACGCAAUCGCUAUCGCCUCUGUAAAAGCGGCCGUUAAAUGUUUGGCUAGUGCCAUCAUCGUUAUCACGACAUCCGGUCGAUCGGCACAUCUGAUCUCGAAGUAUAGACCUCACUGUCCCAUUAUUGCGGUUACCAGGUUCCCUCAGAUCGCUCGACAAAUGCAUUUAUACCGCGGAAUAUUGCCAUUAUACUAUGAAGGAACGUCAUUAACAGACUGGGUGAAAGACGUUGACGUGCGUGAACAAUACGGUUUGAAUUUUGGCAAAACUCGUGGUUUCGUGAAAACUGGCGAUUCGGUAAUAAUCGUGACGGGAUGGCAGCAGGGCUCGGGCUUCACGAAUACACUUCGUGUCUUACCUGUCGACUAAACUCGCAUUAUCUGAUUGGAGACAUGAUCUUUGUGGAGAUACAAAUAUCAUGUGAAAAAACCAUGAAUAUGUACGUAAUUGUAUAUUAUCCUGUCACUUUUUAUAUCAGUAAAUACAGUUAUAUGAGACUA
Molecule: messenger RNA, 1838 nt
Organism: Cataglyphis hispanica
Lineage: Eukaryota; Metazoa; Arthropoda; Insecta; Hymenoptera; Formicidae
Product: pyruvate kinase-like
Exons: 8
Coding region: 145-1707 (520 amino acids)
Biological process (GO): glycolytic process
Cellular component (GO): cytoplasm
Molecular function (GO): magnesium ion binding; potassium ion binding; pyruvate kinase activity
Source: RefSeq, a predicted model, not a curated record